AUGGUCACUCGAUCGCAGUCUGCCACGCUUCCGAUUAUCCCACUGCCAAAGGGCAGCGUCCUGCUGCCCGGCAUCAUACAGCGAGUCCCGGUCUCGUCCAGCAGACCCGACAUACCCGCCUUGCUCUCGACUGUUUACACACGUGCGGCGUCCCGGACAACAAAUGGCCGCAUCGAUACGGUCCCGAUAGCAUGUGUGCCGAUCGCAUCCCCGUUGCUCGGCCCCAACGGCCAAUUACUCAUCGACAAUGGCGACCAAACGCAUCCUACGGAUACUCUUGAUUCAGGGCGGCCGACAAAGAAGUCCGAUCUGUAUUCUUGCGGGGUUGCGGCGAAGAUCACCGGCAUCGAAGGCCGAGGAACCGGCGAGUUUGCAUUGCUUGUGGAGGGAGUUGCACGCAUAAAGAUCGAGAAGAUAUACCAGGCGCAACCUUAUUUUGAGGGCAAAGCUUCAUAUCACUAUGAUGAAGUUUCAAUGCAAGAUACAGAACUCGAGGAACUAUUCCAGACAUUAAAACAACUGUCUCGAGAGCUUGUUGGAAUUCUAAGACUUGCUGCUAUCUUGCCUAGAGCACCUGGCUCUACAGGAUUGUCGCCCUUGCUGGCACGGAGACUGGACUUUUUCAUUGUCAAGAAGAAACUAACAGAGGCCGGUCUCCUUGCCGACUUUAUGGCAAAUAUUGUCGAAUCAUCCUACGAGGAGAAGCUUCAGGUCCUCACUCUGUUUGAUGUCAAAGAACGGAUUACGAAAGUGAUCGAGCUGCUUGACCGGCAAAUUGGCAGCAUCAAGAACAGCGUAAAGAUCACUACCUUUACAACGACUUCAAUCCCAUUCACUAUCGAUCCUGACGAGAAGGACCAAGACCAGAUCAGGAGAAAGCCUCAGAUACCGGGUCGGAUGCCACCGAAUGCGUUCGGCUUGCCACUGGCACCUCCUCAGGGCAUGGGUGGUAGCAUGGGUGCAGGCAAUGACGAUGACCAAGAACCAAAUGAACUCGAAGAGCUCCAGAAGCGUUUGGAGGCUGCAAGGCUCAGCCCAGAAGCUGCAAAGAUCGCUGAGAGGGAACUCAAACGACUAAAGAAGAUGAUUCCCGCUCAAGCGGAGUACGGCGUCACCAGAAGCUAUCUUGAAACUCUUGCAGAGAUUCCCUGGACGGCUGUCACAGAGGAUCGCCUCGGCCCAGAUACCCUGAAUGUCGCAAGGAAACAGCUGGAUGAUGAUCACUACGGCCUGGACAAAGUCAAGAAGCGGCUUCUGGAAUAUCUAGCUGUUCUGAGGCUCAAACAGUCCAUCAAUGAAGAUGUUGACACACAAACUAAACAGCUAGAGCAAGAGUUAGCAGCGUUGGAGUCGGGCGAGCAAUCGAAGACUGAGGAGCCUUCAACUGAAACUAGCAACCAGGAGAGAAUGACACAACAGAGGAUCAAGUCGAGCACAGCCAAGCUUGAGGUGCUUAGGAGUAAGCGAAUGGUCGAUAAGUCGCCUAUUCUGCUUCUAAUUGGACCUCCGGGUGUUGGCAAGACCAGCCUAGCUAGGUCGGUUGCAACUGCUUUGGGCAGAAAGUUUCACCGAAUUUCGCUUGGAGGAGUCAGGGACGAAGCUGAAAUACGCGGGCAUCGUAGGACUUACGUUGCAGCGAUGCCAGGUCUCAUAGUACAGGGACUGCGGAAAGUCGGCGUUGCAAAUCCAGUUUUCCUGUUGGACGAGAUUGACAAGAUUGGCACGUCCAACUUCCACGGGGACCCCUCUGCAGCCAUGCUUGAGGUCCUGGAUCCUGAACAGAAUCAUACUUUCGUGGAUCACUACAUCAAUGUCCCAAUGGACUUAAGCAAGGUGCUCUUUAUUGCAACCGCCAACAGUCUCGAUACCAUCCCUGCUCCCCUGUUGGACCGCAUGGAGACCAUAUAUAUCCCUGGCUACACCACGCUGGAAAAGCGACACAUUGCCAUGCAGCACCUGAUUCCCAAGCAAAUACGUGUCAAUGGCCUGGAUGUGGACCACGUUACAUUUAAUCAGGAUGUUGUUUCCAAGAUAAUCGAGUCCUACACUCGAGAAGCAGGUGUUCGCAAUUUGGAACGAGAAAUCGGCUCCGUGUGUCGCGCGAAGGCUGUAGAAUUUGCCGACGCGAAAGACGGAGGUCAUCUCGACACUUACAAACCCCAGCUCACCGUCGAAGACAUCGAGCGUAUUCUGGGAAUUGAGAAAUUCGAGGAAGAAAUCGCCGAAAAGACCAGCCGCCCGGGUAUUGUGACCGGUUUGGUGGCGUACAGCUCAGGGGGCAACGGUGCUAUUUUGUUCAUCGAGGUAGCCGAUAUGCCAGGCAAUGGCAACGUACAGCUCACCGGAAAGCUUGGAUCUGUGCUUAAGGAGAGUGUCGAAGUCGCAUUGACCUGGGUCAAGGCUCACGCCUACGAGCUGGGCCUCUCACAGGAUCCAUCCCAGAAUAUCAUGAAGAACCGGAGCAUCCAUGUACACUGCCCAUCCGGAUCCAUCCCCAAGGAUGGCCCUAGUAGUGGAAUCGCGCAAGCGGUUGCCUUGAUCUCCUUGUUCUCUGGAAGGGCCGUACCACCGACGAUGGCCAUGACUGGGGAAAUCUCCCUGCGCGGCCGGAUCACAGCCGUCGGAGGUAUCAAGGAGAAACUGAUCGGAGCGCUCCGAGCUGGCGUCAAGACAGUACUACUACCGGCUCAGAACCGAAAGGAUGUCAAGGACCUACCCCAGGAGGUUAAGGAUGGCCUGGAGAUCAUCCAUGUCAGUCAUAUUUGGGAGGCGAUUCGCCAUAUAUGGCCCGACGCGCAUUGGCCCGGGCAGCAGGACUUCUCAGGCAUCGAGAGCCGCCUGUGA
Phaeoacremonium minimum UCRPA7 is the source of this 2844-nucleotide messenger RNA. RefSeq names its product putative atp-dependent protease la protein. Gene Ontology annotation, cellular component: peroxisomal matrix. The coding region runs from base 1 to 2844 and encodes 947 amino acids. The record is from RefSeq and is a predicted model, not a curated record. Gene Ontology annotation, molecular function: ATP binding; serine-type endopeptidase activity; ATP-dependent peptidase activity. The transcript has 4 exons. Lineage: Eukaryota; Fungi; Ascomycota; Sordariomycetes; Togniniales; Togniniaceae. Gene Ontology annotation, biological process: protein catabolic process; protein quality control for misfolded or incompletely synthesized proteins; protein targeting to peroxisome.